AUGGACGUGGACGUGGACGUGGACGUGGAGAUGGACGUGGACGUGGACGUGGACGUGGACGUGGAGAUGGACGUGGACGUGGACGUGGACAUGGACGUGGACAUGGACGUGGACGUGGACGUGGACGUGGACGUGGACAUAGACGUGGACGUGGACGUGGACGUGGACGUGGACGUGGACGUGGACAUGGUCGUGGACAUGGACGUGGACAUGGACGUGGACGUGGACGUGGACGUGGACAUGGACAUGGACGUGGACGUGGACGUGGACGUGGACGUGGUGGACAUGGACGUGGACAUGGACGUGGACGUGGACGUGGACGUGGACGUGGACGUAGAGGACGUGGACAUGGACGUGGACGUGGACAUGGACGUGGACAUGGACGUGGACGUGGACGUGGACAUGGUCGUGGACGUGGACGUGGACGUGGACGUGGACAUGGACGUGGACAUGGUCGUGGACGUAGACGUGGACGUGGACGUCGACAUGGACGUGGACGUGGACAUGAAGGACAUGGACGUGGACGUGGACGUGGACGACUUGGACGUGGACAUGGACGUGGACGUCGACGUGGACGUGGACGUGGAUGUGGACGUCGACGUGGACGUGGACGUGGACGUGGACGUGGACGUGGACAUGGACGUGGACGUGGACGUGGACGUGGACGUGGACGUGGACGUGGACGUGGACGGGGACGUGGACGUGGACGUGGACGUGGACGUGGACGUGGACGUGGACGUGGACAUAGACCUGGACGUGGACGUGGACGUGGACGUGGACAUGGACGUGGACGUGGACGUGGACGUGGACUUGGACGUGGACGUGGACGUGGACAUGGACAUGGACGUGGACGUGGACGUGGACGUGGACGUGGACAUAGACGUGGACGUGGACGUGGACGUGGACGUGGACCUGGACGUGGACGUGGACGUGGACGUGGACGUGGACAUAGACGUGGACGUGGACGUGGACGUGGACGUGGACGUGGACGUGGACGUGGACGUGGACAUGGACGUGGACGUGGACGUGGACGGGGACAUGGACGUGGACAUGGACGUGGACGGGGACGUGGACGUGGACGUGGACGUGGACAUAGACGUGGACGUGGACGUGGACGUGGACAUGGACGUGGACGUGGACUUGGACGUGGACGUGGACGUGGACAUGGACUUGGACGUGGACGUGGACGUGGACGUGGACAUGGACGUGGACGUGGACGUGGACGUGGACGUGGACAUGGACAUAGACGUGGACGUGGACGUGGAGGUGGACGUGGACGUGGACGUGGACAUGGACGUGGACGUGGACAUGGACGUGGACGUGGACGUGGACGUGGACAUAGACGUGGACGUGGACGUGGACGUGGACGUGGACAUGGAGGUGGACGUGGACAUGGACGUGGACGUGGACGUGGACGGGGACGUGGACGUAGACGUGGACGGGGACGUGGACGUAGACGUGGACGUGGAGGUGGACGUGGACGUGGACGUGGACGUGGACAUAGAGGUGGACGUGGACGUGGACGUGGACAUGGACGUGGACGUGGACGUGGACGUGGACAUGGACGUGGACGUGGACGUGGACGUGGACGUUGACGUGGACGUGGACGUGGUCGUGGACGUGGACGUGGACGUGGACAUGGACGUGGUCGUGGACGUGGACGUGGUCGUGGACGUGGACAUGGUCGUGGACGUGGACGUGGAUGUGGACGUGGACGUGGACAUGGUCGUGGACGUGGACGUGGACGUGGACGUGGACAUGGUCGUGGACGUGGACGUGGACGUGGACCUGGUCGUGGACGUGGACGUGGACGUCGACGUGGACGUGGUCGUGGACGUGGACGUGGACGUUGACGUGGACGUGGACGUGGACAUGGACGUGGAGGACGUGGACGUCGUGGACGUGGAGGACUUGGACGUGGACGUGGACGUGGACGUGGACAUGGACGUGGACGUGGACGUGGUCGUGGACGUGGACGUGGACGUGGUCGUGGACGUGGUCGUGGACGUGGACGUGGACGUGGACGGGGACGUGGACGUGGACGUGGACGUGGACGUGGACAUGGACGUGGACGUGGACGUGGACGUGGACAUAGACGUGGACGUGGACGUGGACGUGGACGUGGACAUGGACGUGGACGUGGACGUGGACGUGGACAUGGACAUGGACGUGGACGUGGACAUGGACAUGGUCGUGGACGUGGACGUGGACAUGGACAUGGACGUGGACGUGGACAUGGACAUGGUCGUGGACGUGGACAUGGACGUGGACGUGGACGUGGACGUGGACGUGGACGUGGACCUGGUCGUGGACGUGGACGUGGACGUCGGACGUGGACGUGGACGUGGACGUGGACGUCGACGUUGA
Closterium sp. NIES-65 is the source of this 2367-nucleotide messenger RNA. The record is from the annotation of a GenBank genome assembly. Lineage: Eukaryota; Viridiplantae; Streptophyta; Zygnematophyceae; Desmidiales; Closteriaceae.